UCCCCCCAUGAGAUUCUCAUGAGAGCGCUCACCACACUCUGCCAGCUGCUUCACUCUGCACCUCCCCUCCGUGCAAGAUCCAGCGUCCGCCUCCGCGACGCCGUCCACCUCCUUCUCCGUCGAGGUCUUCGCUGGCGGCCGAUUAGCGCCCUCCUCUGGCUCAUACGACGGCUAUAUUAGGGGUCGGUUCUCAAGUCCAAGUUAAGAGUGCCCGUCCUCCGGAUCUGCUGCUGUAGAUAGGUUGCUCUACUUCACAAGGUACAUCUCCAACGCCAACUUCCACAAACACCAGUAACCGGCUGAGAUAACGUGUGCGUCCAAGCAUGGCCGCGGUCGUGACCGGAGCGAUGGGCACCCUCCUGCCCAAGCUCGCCAACCUGAUCACCAAGGAGUACAACCUUCACAAAGGUGUCAAAGGCGAGAUCAUGUUCCUCACAGCCGAGAUGGAGCAUAUGCAGGCGGCUCUACUUAAGAUUUCUGAGGCGCCUAUCGACCAGCCGCCGGACAUCCAAAUUAAGCUUUGGGCCAAGAAUGUGAGGGACCUGUCAUACGACCUUGAAGAUAACAUCGACAAGUUCAUGGUGCACAUCAAAACUCAUGGACAACCAGAGAAGUUGCACAACUUCAGAGAUUUCAUUGAUAAGUGCCUCAGCCUGCUGACCAAGGGCAAGAUUCGGCACAAGAUCGGCAUCGAUAUCAAAGACAUCAAGAGACGCAUCGAGGAGGUCAGGGAGCAGCGUGAUAGGUACAAGGUUGACAGUGUGGCCCCUGCCAAGCCAACUUGUCCAACUAUUGAUGCCCUUCGCCUAUCAACCUUGUAUAAAAAGGCCACGGAACUCGUUGGCAUUGACGAGAAGAGCCUUGAGGUAGUCAAUAUGCUAAAGGAGGGAGAUGAGGUUUCUGAGAAACAGCUCAAGGUGGUUUCUAUUGUUGGAUUCGGUGGAUUAGGCAAGACAACCCUUGCCAAUGCUGUGUAUAAGAAGAUGAAAGGGCAAGUUGAUAUUCAAACACAAAAACCGCAAUUUGAUUGUGCGGCUUUUAUUUCAGUGUCUCUUAAUCCUAACUUGAAGCGGAUUUUCAAGAGCUUGCUCCAUCAACUUGACAAGCACACGUACCAGAACAUUAAUGAGGCAUCAUGGGGCGAAGAACAGCUCAUUAGUGAGAUAAGAUCAUUCCUUGAAAACAAGAGGUACUUGAUUGUAGUUGAUGACAUAUGGGAUAAAUCCGUUUGGGAAAAUAUCAAGUUUGCGUUGAUUGGGAAUAAAUAUGGAAGUAGAGUAAUCACAACAACACGCGUUCUGGAUGUAGCCCAGCAAGCUGGUGGUGUAUAUCGGCUGAAAGCUCUUUCUGUUGUCGACUCAAGGAAGUUGUUCUACCAAAGAAUAUAUGAGAUGGAGAACAAGUCACCACCAAAUCAAUUGGUUAAAUUAUCUGAGAGCAUUUUAAAAAGAUGUGGGGGGGUUCCUCUAGCUAUCCUUACAAUAGGUAGCUUGCUGUCUAGUGAAAAGGGACGAGCACAUAUAUAUGAGUAUUGGUCCAACGUGUACAAAUCCAUCAGUUCGGGGUUAGGCAAUGGUCAUGAUGAUGUGAAGAACAUGAGGAGAAUAUUAUCUGUAAGUUACUCUGGCCGACCUCCACACCUAAAGACUUGUUUACUGCAUCUUAGUAUGUACCCAGAGGAUUAUGAGAUUGAAAAAGAACAAUUGAUUUGGAAAUGGGUGGGUGAAGGUUAUUUGCAAAAGGAACAAAGGAAGAGCUUGUAUGAUGUCGGAGUGGAUUACUUGGACGAGCUCAUCAAUAAGAGUUUGGUCCAACCUGUAAAAUUUGAUCAUGCAAAUAAAGUGCGCUCUUGUGGUCUCCACGAUAUGGUGCGUGACCUCAUCAUUUCCUUGGCCAAUGAGGAGAAUUUCCUAACAACAAUAGGUGGUCCGCAACCAGGGUAUCUACCAAGUAAAAUACGCCGACUGUCCGUCCAGACAAGCAUUGACGAAGUUACUAAUCAGCUGUCAACCAUGAGCUUUUCUUAUGUGAGGUCACUUACUGUGUCUGGUCCAGCUUUCAGUUUGUUGCCUGCAGUUUCUGGUUUUCCAGUCCUACGUGUGCUGGAUUUAACUGACUGCAAACAAGUGGAUAAUGGUCAUUGGAAGGAUAUAUGCAAUUUGUUUCACCUGAGGUAUUUGAGUUUAAAGGGUACAUCUAUCACUAAGAUCCCAAAAGGGAUUGGGAAUCUGCAAUUUCUACAAGUGCUGGACAUAAGGUCUACCAAAAUUGAAGAAGAGCUGCCGUCAAUCUUUAAUCAACUAACACAACUGUUGUUAGUCCACAUGCUUAAUAGCAUCGCUUGUGUGGUGCCAAGGUGGAUGUGCUCCCUGCGAUUCCUCUUCUCCCUAAGUAUUACACUGAAAACACUGGGAGAGGAGGACCUUCAAGUCCUUGGGAGCAUACCAUCUCUAGGUGAGCUGCACAUACAAGUGGAGAAACCAACACAAGGCAGAGACAAACGGUUGGUCAUUGGCAGUAGUUAUCCAUUUCUGUGUCUAAAGAGGUUCAUUGUCAAGAGUGGCCCCAUGGAAUUGCGCUUUGCACAAGGGGCCAUGCAAAGGCUUCAAACAAUUGGGUUAAUUUUUCCUGAUAUACAGGGCACAUUACUUCAGUUUGGUGAUUUCGUAUUGGGUUUAGAGAAUCUCUCUUCACUUGAGCACAUCAACGUUGUAUGCAACUAUAUCUUUGCAAUCGGCAAGGAGGUAGCAAAUGUGAGAACUGCAUUGGAGAAAGAGUGCAGUAUGAAUCCAAACAAGCCAAUACUGAAUUUCCCACCAAUAUUUCAGGAAGUAAUCGUGACCCAAGUGCGUGAGGCCGUCGAGGUUAGCAUGCGUAAGGCCCUGGAAAAAUUAUGUGGAGGUGAGCCAGCCGCCGAGGAAAUUGGUUGCAAAAAAGUAGCUGUGGAAGCUUAAAUAACGUGACUGUCUUUGCUAAUUGGGCUACCACCAGGAAAGGAAGCCAUCGACCUGGAGGAGAUAGCAUCAAGGCUCAACUGAAGUAGUCUACGUUCUCCUGUUCCUGUGCGCAUACUGCAUAACUGUAUUUUCCACGUUCCAAUUGUUUCUAUCUGCUUUUUAUGUUGGCAAUACACCCUAGCUAAUUGUAUUUCACGUGUUUGUAAGUUAUUGGACGAUAUGUUACCUUAUUAUUACUUGAAUAUUGUUUGUGAAUAUGUAUGUGCUAGGAUUAUCGAUUUGUUUGUAUCAA
Messenger RNA from Triticum urartu, 3249 nucleotides. Lineage: Eukaryota; Viridiplantae; Streptophyta; Magnoliopsida; Poales; Poaceae. The record is from RefSeq and is a predicted model, not a curated record.